GCGGGAUAUCUGGCGGUGAAGUAGUCCGGGGUCCUAUAUUACCAUCCACGAAGAAGUGUAGACCAGCCGGUACCUUCAAUAUCCACUCAUACGUGUUAUAGCAAUUUCAUCGCUCUUCUCAACGCUGGUUAUCUUUGUCUCUUUUCCCGUUCGGCCUCUGUCGACGAAUAGUCACUAUGGAAGACCAUGUUGUCGCUAUGCCACAAUUACAUCAAGCCGACAAGAUACGUUCUGAAGCUCUCGCGACGGACACCUCUAAGCUUCCUCCUGGUUAUUUCAUGAGUGCACGCGUAAUUGGUUCCUAUGCUGGUACAGGCAUCGUUGUUGCUGCGACGUACUUUCAAUUCCAAGCCGCCGCUGCCGUCCUCAUGUCUGCCAUUUACCCCGACAUCGGCCCAAGCGCGAAUGUUGCACUCGUCAGUACCGUAUGGACGGUCUCGCAGCCUAUCUCUCUUUUGCUUUUUGGACGACUGUCUGAUCGCUUCGGACGUAGGAACUUUGCUCUGGCAUCAUGUGUGCUUGCCAUAAUCGGUGGCAUCAUCGCAGCAACGGCUCAAUCUAUCGAGAUGCUGAUCGGUGCGGAAGUCAUCAUGGGUAUCGCAUCUGGAGUUCCUGCCGCUUAUCCACUGCUUGCAGGCGAGUUGGUUAGCAAUAAGCAAAAAUACGUCGGUACCGCCAUUGUGGUUGUACCCAACGUCAUUGCCACAGGUUUUGGACCAUACAUCGGGCUGGCGCUGGUUCAGGCAGCGAACUGGAGAUGGAUUUUCUACAUUUUCAUCCUAAUGAUGGUGCCUGGAACACUGUUGUGGUUCUUUUUCUACAACCCACCUUCGUACACUCAGCUUCAUGGCAAGAAGUCCAGCAAGCGCGAUGAACUCAAGAAAAUCGAUUACAUUGGUGUUCUUCUGCUGAUUGCCGGUCUUGCUCUCUUCUUGCUCGGUAUCUCCUGGGGCGGACCAGCUCAGCCAUGGUCGUCUCCUAAGAUUCUGGGUCUCUUGAUCUCCGGUGCCAUCGCGACGAUUGCCUUCGUCCUCUACGAAGUCUUCCUCACCCCUCAACAGCCUAUCGUUCCGAUGCGCUACUUCCGUGACUUGCGUGGCUUCACUUGCCUGGCAAUCAUCUCCGCAACGUACGGCGUUAUGAACAUUGCUCUCUUCAUUAUCUGGCCGCAGCAAGUCACAUACAUCUUCGGUUCUACCGUGAGUACAUGGCAGGAAUCUGCGUGGCUCUCAACAACUGCGGCGUUCGGCCUUUGGGGUGGUAUUGUUAUUUUAGGGCCCUUGAUGCACUUUAUCGGGCACAUUCGCUACCAAAUCCUGGUAAGCUCGAUCUGGAUGACCUCGUUUCUGGGUGCUAUGGCCAGCAUUACUGUCGAGCGCAAAGCACAGGCUAUCGCGUUCAGUUUCUUAGCAGGCUUUACCAUCGGAUGGGGCGAAGUCAUAGCUGCAAUCAUCGUGCAGUACGUCGUGUCUGACCAGGAUCUAGGUGUUGCCUUCUCCGUCAUCUCCGCUGCCCGCACAAUCUUUGGUUCGAUUUUCACCGCCGCGUUCAUCGCUGUCUACACGAACAAGGUUCCCGGAUAUCUUGCUUCCAUCGUCCCGCCUCGUGUACUUGGUGCUGGCCUUCCUGCUUCUCAACUCGAGACUCUCAUGACUGCCGCCGCUGCUGCAAAUCAAACCGCAUUGCUUGAAAUCGAAGGCAUGACACCAGCUCUUCUACACACAACCAACAUUGCGGUAUCUGAUGCGUAUUCAAUGUCUUACGCAUAUGUGUACUACUUCGCCGUGGCCAUCGGCGUGGUAUCAAUCAUCGCGUCAGCCUGCAUGAGGGACUUCGACAAGUACCUCACGGGACAUGUAUCCAGGCAGUUAUACCACAAGAAAGACGCAAAUACUGAUCCUUUGGAGGAACUUCUGAUCCUUCGACGCGUCGCCCAGAGGAACGCGUCGUGCGUGUCACGCUAG
This is a messenger RNA of Dothidotthia symphoricarpi CBS 119687, 1964 nucleotides long. Its product is annotated as fungal trichothecene efflux pump. Gene Ontology annotation, biological process: transmembrane transport. Bases 177 to 1964 code for a protein of 595 amino acids. Lineage: Eukaryota; Fungi; Ascomycota; Dothideomycetes; Pleosporales; Dothidotthiaceae. Gene Ontology annotation, molecular function: transmembrane transporter activity. The transcript has 6 exons. The record is from RefSeq and is a predicted model, not a curated record.